Clupea harengus (Atlantic herring) is the source of this 1691-nucleotide messenger RNA. It is a transcript of the gene dazap2, whose product is annotated as DAZ associated protein 2. NCBI's taxonomy places the organism in Eukaryota, Metazoa, Chordata, Actinopteri, Clupeiformes, Clupeidae. The record is from RefSeq and is a predicted model, not a curated record.
CACAACUGCACUCAAAGGACAGCACGACGACCAUGAAAACAAGGAAGUGAAGACAGGGAACUGUGCCUAGGCUGCUGUGUUUUUGUUGUCAAGAAGGCCCCGAUUUUACUUCAGCAAUCAAGACUGCAUUUGUGUCUCAAAUUCCUUGUCGAUAUAAACCAAUUCACGGAAAAUGAACAACAAAGGCUCAUAUCCUCAGCAAGGAGUGUACUCUCAACAGGGCACUGCACCCAUGUACCCCCAAACUAUGCAGGUCCCUGCCCAGGCACCCCCUUACUCUGAUGCCCCUCCUGCAUACUCUGAGAUCUACCAGCCCAGGUACAUGCAUCCAGCCCCUAAUCCCGGUCAAAUGCAGCAGAUGUCUUCUGCCUACCCUGGGACCCAGAUGUUCAUGCAACUGCCACAGACGAUGCCUGUGGGGACCAUGGGCCCUAAUGUGCCCAUUGCCUACUAUCCCAUGGGUGCGGUGUAUCCCCCAGGCUCUACUGUCCUGGUGGACGGGGGCUUUGAUGCAGGAGCUAGAUUUGGAAAUGCCGCCAAUCCUGCCCUUCCUCCACCUCCUCCUGGAUGCCCACCUAAUGCUGCCCAGCUUGCUGCCAUGCAGGGCGCCAAUGUGGUAAUGACACAGCGCAAGAACAACUUCUUCAUGGGUGGCUCCAGUGGUGGCUACACCAUCUGGUAACAGCGGGCAUUACCCCAGGCUUGUACCUCUCUGUCACCCUAAAGCCCCCUUCUCUCUUUGGGUCUCACUCUCUCUCCCCCCUUUUUCCUCCUUGUCUUCUCUCCUUACCCACUCUCUCUCCCCCUAUAUUUUUCUUCUUUGCUUCCUUCGGGGCUGCUUGGCCAUGCCACAAUACUGAUAUCACCUAACGGAAUGUAAUAUUUUAGAGCCCUUAGUCAAGGUACAGUACUCCACUGCAGAUCUAGAGCACAAAUAGCUCAGACUACUGAUAGGCUGGCCAUAUCCUGGCUAUUAAGGUUAAUAGACAGAGCAUGAAGCUGGUUAGUAACUCGACUGGCCAAGAGCUAAUGCACCCGUUGGUGGGAGUAGGAUUAUACCCUUUGCCUUUGGUAAUGUUGUCACAUUAUGUUGUCAUAUUAAUAUUUACUUUUACACAUAUAGACUCAUAUACUCCAUUGUCUGUAUAUCCUCCAUUGUAAAACCAUUGUGCAAUGCUUUAGAUUUACAGGUGAUAACUCUUUACUGGUAUUUUAAGGCCUUUUUUGUUUACCAUGGACACCAGGUAUCAAUUUCUUUGUUUACUUUUGUUAAAUGAAAUAGUCUAGCAGAAUGUCUUCCUCUCUUAAGGUGCUCUCAUUCGGCCACAGCACUAGCAGACCUAAAAUAUUUUUUCUUUCUGACUGAUGUUGUAUUUAUUUGGUAAGCACAACAUCUUUCUACCAUUGAUGAGGAUUUGGGUUAUGAAGUAAGAGAUGGUAACGAUAUUAUCUAAUCAAAAGUAGAAAGCAUGAGAACCAUGACCUCAAAAUUAGUUUAAUUAAGAGAACUUAAUUUGUUUACAGAGAGAAAUCAUGGUGGAAUACUGUACCUUCCGGGCGAGCUUAGAUGAACUAUAAUCAGGUGCCAAAGUCUAAGAGCACCAUUAAAAUAUAAGCAAAGAAAUUUACAGAUGAAUGCAGAACCCAAUGCAGUUGCAAAUUUUUAAGAAGUAAUUUUGUUUCUUUUGUUU